UCUGUCGAAAAGCCUAGGGAUGAACAGAACGCAGCCUGGCAGAUUGGAUCCCAGCUCCAGUCAUCUCUUAGUCUUAAGUCACGUGGCCAAGAAGAAUGGGGUCAAGCAAUAAAAAGCCUGUAGACAUAGGUGCUGCCAUCUACCUGCUGCGAUUCCGGGCGUUCGGGGCAUUCUGGGAUUAGAAUUUACGCCAUGUUGGAAAUCGCUGUCUGAUAGUACUAUUUACAUCUUGCUUGUAAAUAAAUAGUUCGAGCAGUUGUUCUGGUUAAGUUUAAGGAUUCUCAACGUAGUUCAUGAUGAGUCCAGCUGAGACCAAGAAGGCUAAGAGAAGGAAAAACAAGAAGGUGGCACGUUCGCCAGCCAGAGAUCUGAUUGAAGGCGUAGGCAUGAAUUCAGAAGUUGACAAUACUGAUACAAGUAGACUGCAAAAUGAACAGGGCGGAGGACGUCCUUCUGCAGACAUUUCACCUGCGUCCUUGUGCAGCCUGAAGGAUAGCGUACCUACAUGUAUUAUCUGCUCGAAAGCCUACACUUCUAGCUCUGAACUUGGCUCUGAUGAGAAUAGGGACACCAUUGACCUCUUUGGUUCGGGACCUGUCUGGGUUUGCAGUGAAUGCAGAGACAACUUGCCAACAGAGGAAGCAUUACUGAAUGAUGAUAUUGACUUCCCUGCCAUUCGGUACCCAGAUGACCUGGAUGCAUCGACAUGUCUUUGUGAACCUUAUACUGGGUGGAGCAAGGAAACCCCGCCUUGUUGUGUGUCUAUUUGCAGAGCCUCAGAAGCUGAGCUUCUGUUGGAACAGCAGGAGCUGCGUGUCUGCUGGCAGGGAGUCAAGCAAGCCUUGCACAGAAUAUACCAGCAGGCUGGGUUAAGCUUGGGCGAGGCUCUUUCAAAGCAGGUAGCUGCCUUCCGAGACAAUAGCCUGGACACAACGGACGCGGAAGUGAAGCGAAUGGUCUCACGGUUAAGACGCAGCGAUCCACACAGGCUUUUCCAGUGCCUCAAGUAUCAAGCACAACUGUUUGUUGUUGAGUCACGCCUUAAAAUGCUCCGACAUGUGGUGGCAAGUGGCACGCAGUCUCUUAGCCAGGUGGAAGACUCCCUGGUUGGAGAAUAUGCAAAGUUGCAAUCUGCGUGGGAAGCCAUGAACCCUCUUCUUGACGACCUGGGCAUCCCUGACGUCAAGAAGUGUAGCCUGUCUUGGGAGUUGAUGAACAAAUACCUUUUCCAGGCGAUAGUUUAUUCUGACCCAGCAAUUCAAAAGUGUCUCCCUGACCUGCUUAGUACUAAAAAUUCAGUUAAGUUUAAAGAGGAUCAUAAGGCUCUCUUAGAAUUGGACAGUGAGAUGGCACUCACAGCAAUUAGGUGGAGAAAAGUGCAACAAGUACUGGAUGAACCAGUUCAGUUUGAGCUUGCAGCAGUACCCAAGUCUCAGCAACUACUACAAGCACAGUGGGAAAGGGUUACAUCAGGUUGGAAGGCACUGGACCAAGAUGCAAUAGCUAAAUCUAGCUGCAACCUACCUGAGCACUGCCCAUUUGCUGAAGCCAACCUGCAGACAUCAGUGUUAGCAGCUGGAGAGCCCUCAGCAACACAGCUCAUGGCUUCAGUGCCUCCACUAACCCUUCACCGGCCAUCCAUAGCGUGGGGUACACUAGGGGAGGUACCUCUAUGUAAACCUACGCAACCACUCUCCUUGGAGGCCAUUGAGGUCAAAGUAACGGAUCCUGAGAGCAAGAGUCAGAAGGGUGAAGUGCCAUGUGAGUGCCACGCCUGCUCACAGCUUCAGUGUCCGUUACCACCUCCAUCGCCUGCACCAGCAAAGCCUAUGAUACACCCCCACUUGUAUAGUGGUGGCAGUGCCCCUCCUAGAGGUAUUAACCUAGAGCUGGAGUCCUUGGACACGCUGCAGCAGCAGGCGUACCUAGCCACACUAGGAGACUGGGAUGACAGUCACUACAAGCUGCCUCCCCCACCUCCUCCUCCUCACCACGGACUUCCAGUGCCUCCCACUACAGUCACCUCCUCGAGUGCUGAUGUCAGGGGACUUCCUUUAGCAUCCUGUCGGCAUUCAGAUGAAGGGGCCUGCUUGGACUCUGACUGUGAUAAUGCCUUAUUGGAUGGUGAAGACUCUCUCGAUGACACCUGCUCAGAGCACAGUUCAUCGACGACAACCUCAAAUCAGCGAGGGGGUAGCGGUGGCGGCGGAGAGAGUCGCGUGUGUGACUGCUGCUAUUGUGAAGUAUUUGGCCAUGGGGCACCACCUGUGGCCCCUGUCAGCAAAAAUUACCAGGAGAUGCGAGACCGCUUAAGGCAGAUCCUUAGUAAACGCAAGGCUGAAGCAAUUCAUGCAACCAAAAAAGGCCAUGCGGAACAGAGGCAUGAAGACGACAGAGGCGUGGACGAGUUGCUCAAUUACAUUAACGGCACAGAUGGAGGUGAAAAGCCUGAGGGAAAAAGUGCUUCCAGACGGCACAAGCGGAAGACCAAGCGGAGAGAUGAAUGUGACAAGGGGAAAGAUGCAGCAGAGUCAAAGUCUCACAGCCCCUCUCCGAUUUCAAGGCUAGUUGAAGAGGAGCCUGAACAUGCAAAUCAGUCACAGCCACCUCCAAAGGCAAUAGUGAAUGUGAAGGAGUCGCGGAAAGAAAAUGGCAUUAGGUUGAACAGGUGCAUCAAAAAUAGUUGUGGAAGUAGCAGUAGCAGCAGCAACAGCAGUGGCAGUUGCAGGAUGAAUCAUUGUGCAAGGGCAGAGAAGAGAGAACCCUCUUCAGUUUCAAAUCAAAGUCUGGUGCCUAAUUGCAGAGUGCCCAUGUCUUUAACUGACAGGGCGUUAAUAAUUGAGGCAUCCAAGGUUUCUACAGCACCUAGCUUCACAAGCAGAGCUAGCCCCCGGAAGAGUCAAGCAGAAGGUACAAGUGCCCCCCACGUGACAGUACUCAGCAAAGUAGCAAACUGCCAUUCGGAAACAUUAGCUACACCUACAAUGGAUCAGCAGAGGAAUAAUGUGAAGAAGGACACUGCACAAGGAAGUGAAAGCCAGAUCAUUACAAAAAACAAGAAGUCAAGAAAAAAGAAAGGUUCUUCAGAAGAUGCCACAUCACCAGAUGAUGUUUUCUUGCCCAAAGACAUUGAUCUGGAAAAUGGGGAGCUGGACGAACUGGAACGUGAAGUGGAAGCCUUCAAACGGUUUUGCUUCAACUCUGUUCCUGUUGCAAACAAAGAAAAAGUGCAUGUCAACCUUAAGGACAUUUUGGUGCGACGAAAGCCAUCCUCUGCAACAGUGCUCUCUCCAGGAUUGCUGCAGAGAACGUAAAAGCGUCCAGGUUUUCGCAGUGUCGACAACACAUCUUCUUCCCUGCAUUUUGUGGCUCAGUCAUGAGGGGAUUAUUAAUGUCCUAUAAAUUUUAAUGGCACAAAGAAAAUGAACUCCAGAAUUUCUAAACAGCAGCCAUCGUUAAAUCACAAAGAAUAAAAAUUGUGGAGCA
Molecule: messenger RNA, 3486 nt
Organism: Ornithodoros turicata
Lineage: Eukaryota; Metazoa; Arthropoda; Arachnida; Ixodida; Argasidae
Product: protein FAM193A-like
Exons: 20
Coding region: 294-3314 (1006 amino acids)
Source: RefSeq, a predicted model, not a curated record